AGAGAAAGUGCCACGACUCUGCAGCCUGACAGACUCCGCUGAGACUUCCUGUGUGACACGCUGAUCAGUCAUGGACGUCUCCGACCCGCAGACUCUCGGCUUCAUGGUCUUUGGAGGCUUCAUGUUCAUCUCGGCGGUGGGCAUCGCCCUCGUCUCCACGCUCUCCAUGAAGGAGACGUCGUAUGAGGAGGCGCUGGCCAAACAGCGCCGCAAGCACACACAGCCCCAGAAAGCAGAGAAGAAGAAGAAGGACAAGAAUCUGGAGAAGAAGAACAAAUCCAAGAAGAAGGAGGACCGGCCUGAGGAGAAGCUCUCAGAACCAGGAAGUGAUGGAGGCGAGGAGCCUGAGGUGGCGCUGAGUACCGAGCCAGAAUCUGACCCUGAACCUGCAGCUGAGCCUGCCGCUGCACCUGAACCCCAGCCAACACCAGAACCCACUGUGGUCACUGCCGCCGAGUCUCCUCCAGCCCCCUCGCCAAAGGAGAAGAAGAAGAAGAAGUCCGCCAAGGUGGAGCCAGCUGCGGUGGUGGAAACGGUCGCUAAGGAAGUUCUGCUCAUGGCCGUGGCGCCGGUGGUAGAUGUUUCUCCGGUGAACGUCAUCACUGAAGGCACCAAAGAAACGUCUGCUGCUAAAACUGAAGAACCCAAAGAGACCGCGAGCAAGAAGAAGAAGUCCAAAAACAAACCGGAGCCAGUGGCCGACUCCUCCCAGCUGCUGCCAUACGGCGAGCUGCUGUCUGCCGUGUCCAACGUGACGCUCAGCAACGACGAGAUGCACAAACUCAUAGAGGUCUUGAACCGGAAGGCUGGGGUCCGCCACGACUCCUGGCAGCUGGCCUGUCAGAAAGGAGACCCACUGUCCACUCUGAAGAAACAGCUGGAGGAGAAAGAGAAGCUGCUGACCAGCGAGCAGGAGGGCGCCGCCACCGCCAAGAGCCGCCUUCGAGAGCUCAGCAAGGAACUUGGUUUGGAGAAAUCCAAGAUGGCGUCUUCUGAUGCCCGUCAGAAGGCGGAGCUGAGUGCUCAGGUUCAGAAGGUCAACACUAUCCGGGCCAAGAUGGAGACUUCUGACCAGGAACACCAGAAACAUACCGAGCAGCUCAACCACAAGAUCGGUAGUCUGCAGGAACAGCUGGAAAACGGUCCCAACGCUCAGCUGGCCCGGCUGCAGCAGGAGAACUCAAUCCUCCGAGAUGCCCUGAACCAGGCAACCAGCCAGGCUGAGAGCAGGCAGAAUGCGGAGCUGGCUCGUGUCCGGCAGGACUGUGUGCGUCUGGGUCGGGAGUUGACCGAGCGAACCGACGCUCUGCGGGCCGACGAAGAGCGCAGGAAGAGCCUGGAGGCCAAGAUGGCCGCCGGCGAGCAGAAAUUGGCACAAGCACAGCUUGUCCGGGACGAAACUGAGCGCGCUCUGCAGCAGCGACUGGAGGAAGUGCGUUUGCAGCUGAACGCAGCGCAGCAGGAAGCUGCUGCCGUUAGCCAGCUGCAGGGGGCACUGGCGUCCAGAGAAACCGAACUGCAGGAGCUCAAGGACCAGCUGGAGAAGCAGGCUGCAGUCCAGUCUGAAUCUGUGUGUGUGCAGGUGGACCGCUCGUCUGAAGUGGAGCAGCUGACGAACAGCGUGCAGCUCAGAGACGAGCAGGUCGUCACUCUGGAGGCGGAGCUCUCUCAGAUGAGGGCGGAGCUACAGCUUAUGAUAUCAUCACAGAGAGAGAAGCAGGAUGAAGCAGCAGCCGGAGAUCAGACGCAGAAAGACGGAUCAGGAAGUGAGUCUGAGCAGCCGUUUGAAAGUCUGGAGGAAGACUCUCAGCUGCUGCGUCUGGAGGAAGAACUUCAGCAGCUCAGAGAGGAGCUGCAUCAGGCUCGUAACCACGGCAACGAGCUGCAGGACACCACGGCGACGCUUUCGUGUGCAGAGCGCCAGAGCGAGCAGCGAGAGGCGGAGCUUAAAGUGGCGCUGACUGAAGUGGAGUCCAGGUUUGCUGCCCUGUGUCUGGACUUCCAGGCGUCGCUGCAGGUUCUGUUUCCUGGCGUCUCUGUGGAGGCGGAGCAGAGCGACUGGCUGGAACUUUUUACUCAGAAAGUUCAGGAGAGUAAAAGUGAAGCGGAGAGUUCUCACUCGGAGCUGCAGUCUCGGCUGAGCGAGGCGGAGAGGAAACAGACCGACCUGCAGGCCGAGUUCGAUCACAGCACGAAGCUGCUGCAGGAAACGGAAGUGGAGCUUCAGGCUCUGCAGCGCCGUUCUGCAGAAGAAGAAAUCGUCUGGAAGAACAAAGUGUCUGAGGCCGACGAGCAGAAACAAGCAGUCCUGGACCAGCUGAAGCAGCUGGAGGACAAAGUCCAGACGCCGGAGACAGAAGACACUCCGCAGCUGAAGGAGCAGCUGAUGCUGUUGGAGGCUCAGCUGGAGAAACAGCUGGAGGAGGCGAGCUUCACCCAGAGCUGCAGCGAGGAGCUCGCUCAGGUGCAGAAUCAGGUGCAGCAGAUGUCCGUCCGGCUGCAGGCGGAGCAGGAGCAGCGACAGCAGCUGGACCGAGAGCUGCAGCAGGCUCGACAGGAAGUGUUGGCGCUGCAGGCGGAUCAGAGUUCUGCGGCUCCGCUCGAGGGGACGGUCCAGGUGAAGGAGGAGACGCCGGUGUGAAGCGUGCCAACACAACAGAUGAGGAGUGUGUUUAGUUUCCCAGUGAAGCUUCUCGCUGUUUUAUUGAGACAAAUAAAGUGAAGCGUCUGAGA
Molecule: messenger RNA, 2733 nt
Organism: Cottoperca gobio
Lineage: Eukaryota; Metazoa; Chordata; Actinopteri; Perciformes; Bovichtidae
Gene: rrbp1b
Product: ribosome binding protein 1b
Exons: 24
Coding region: 71-2641 (856 amino acids)
Biological process (GO): protein transport
Cellular component (GO): endoplasmic reticulum membrane
Source: RefSeq, a predicted model, not a curated record